This is a messenger RNA of Asterias rubens (European starfish), 652 nucleotides long. RefSeq names its product 60S ribosomal protein L31-like. The record is from RefSeq and is a predicted model, not a curated record. Lineage: Eukaryota; Metazoa; Echinodermata; Asteroidea; Forcipulatida; Asteriidae. Gene Ontology annotation, biological process: cytoplasmic translation. Gene Ontology annotation, molecular function: structural constituent of ribosome. Gene Ontology annotation, cellular component: cytosolic large ribosomal subunit; ribosome. The transcript has 5 exons. Bases 43 to 414 code for a protein of 123 amino acids.
AAUGCUUUGAGCUUCCUCUUUUAAUGCCGAUCCGUGUACAAGAUGGCCAAGAAAACGGACAAGAAGAAAAGUCGCUCCGCCCUGAACGAGGUGGUGACCAGGGAGUACACGAUCCAUCUCCAUAAACGCAUUCAUGGAAUUUCCUUCAAGAAGCGUGCCCCAAGGGCCAUCAAGGAGAUCCGCAAAUUCGCCAAGAAGAUGAUGGGAACAGAGGAUGUGCGAGUAGACACAAGACUCAACAAGCACGUCUGGUCCAGAGGAGUCAGGAGUGUACCAUUCAGAGUAAGGGUACGUCUGGCCAGAAAGAGAAAUGAGGAUGAAGACUCUCCCAACAAGCUUUACACGUUAGUCACCCACGUCGAUGUUGUAACAUUCAAGGGAUUACAGACAGUCAACGUAGACAGCGAGGACUAGAUGAUUAUAAAGAUAUUGGGGGUUUGCGGACAACUUUUUGAUGCUUUUGAUGAAUGUAGUGUUCCAAAGUGACCUGGUACUAGGUGAUCUGAUGGAAUGUAGAGAUUUGAAGUGUCUCAACACUACAUGAAUCUGUGGCGUGUACAGAUUCAGGGCUGACUUUAUUCAUGUUGGGACUCGUGGGGUUUAAGAUGUUUUCUGGAAAAUAAAAUAGCAUCACGCUACCGGAAGAUUAUAA